This is a messenger RNA of Dermacentor andersoni, 1473 nucleotides long. Lineage: Eukaryota; Metazoa; Arthropoda; Arachnida; Ixodida; Ixodidae. The record is from RefSeq and is a predicted model, not a curated record.
UACAGUAAAACACGUCAACUUAAGUUAAUAAAGCACGCGUCAGGCUAGUUUCGGCGCCUAAAUUGCUGCCCUCAUACCGGCAACACUGGGGAGACGUCGCUCGAAGUCAUCGCUCGCAUGGGGUACGACUUGCAGGCAAUGAGCAAACGCGACAGCCAUCUCCAUCGCGUCGCUUGUCGCUGUCGCGAGCAAGAUCGCUUGCAUGGGGUUGAUACUUAAAGCUGCGGAAGUCGAGACCCUCGUUACGUAAGUGAAUUGCCUGGCCGUCGCAAGUACUUCUUGUGAACAUCUUGUGCAACACUACUCACAAUCCCCUUUCACAGACAGAACCUCAUUGUAAGUCUCGUCUACGACGUCAAACAACCAUCCGCGGUCGCCGGAUGCUACCGACGCUGCCAGCGCGCCGGACGCGACGCGGACCUCACGGACCAUUGGAAUAGAUAUUCCGACUACCUAUGGUAUCCGGAAAACGAAAAAUUAAAAGCCUGGCGAAAAUAGUUCAAGCGUUCUGGAUCCUUAUCUACACUCAGAACCAGGUCGCUUCUGAUGACAUCAAUAAUAAAGGUUGCGGCAUAUUUUCCGCCUCUGGAAGAAUUGUUGGUGGCCAUCUCGUACGUGGGAAGGACCAAAUACCAUGGGUUGUGCAAUUAGUUUUGCCUUCCAUGUACAACGAAACCUACAACGCCAGCCAGUUUUGUGGAGGAAGUAUCAUUUCCGCUCACUUUGUACUCACUGCGAGCCAUUGCGUUGCCAAGAGACGGAUCUCCCUUGACGAAGCCGUAAUUAUCUACAACAGCACUGAAAAACUUCGAGGCUCAAGAGUUGGCAUUGCCGCCUUAUUCAGCCAUCCUUCAUUCAUUCCUGGAAAACUUGGUCAUGACAUCGCGUUGGCAAAGACAUCCGAACCGUUUACGUUCGACAGAUUCGUAAGACCAGUUUGCUUACCAUGGAAACGAAGCAACCUUGUGGGAAGAAAGGCUUUAAUUUCUGGCUGGGGGAGAGUGUCCGCACGCGACAAGACUGGCUUGGACUUGCUUCGAAUCACCCAGACGAUACUUCCUUACAACCGUUGUAAGGAAAGCUUCAGCAAAGAAGAGCUUACCAAAAGGCUAACGCGGCACGACGUGUUGUGCGCGAGAACAAAAGGGAAAGGAAUAUGCAAGGGAGAUUCCGGCGGGCCACUCACCGUCCUCGGCAAAGACGGCAACGCGGUUCAAGUGGGCGUAGCCGCUUUCGCCUACGGCUGCGCUCAUCCGACCAAGGCGGAUUUCUACACGCGCGUCUCGACGUACGUUCCUUGGAUAAGGGAGCAGCUGGCAGCGUCUGAGGAAAGCAGCAGCUAGGAAGCCAACCCUGAGCGGAAAAGAAACACAAGAGUCAUCAUCACGUUACAAUUAAUAACGAAAUGGAAUGUGCACACGAUUUUAGUUUGUCUUUAUUCUUUUUUACUAAAUAAAUGUUACGAAAAUGUGA